AUAACAGGAUCAGAUUCUCAUGUCACUUUCUUUCCUUACACAACACUGUGUUACGAUUUUCAGCUUUAAAGAAGGCAACAAUUCUUCUCUUAUAGGCACCAAUCAUUUUUCCCUCUCUCACAGGCUACUACUACAGACUCCAGUCCACAGUAUAGGGCUGCUUGACUGUGGUCAGACGCCAUGUUUUUCUCAAUUUCAGACUUGUGUAUCAAGUGGGUGGCUGCGUAGUUUCUCGCACCGUUUCACACGUGAAACUUUCCAUGCUACUUCGUUCAAAUUCCACAACCAUAUAUAGUUUCUUGAGCAGAACAUCGUAUCCCAGUUCUUGUUGUUUUUGCCUUUUUGAGGCUCCAAGAAUGAGGCUUCUUGGGGUGGUGGCACUAGCUCUGAGUUUGGUGUCGAGUAUAGGAAUUGUGGAGUGUGAAAAGCCUGCGGUUGUGAAUGUUGGGUCUGUGUUCACUUUCAAUUCAAUCAUUGGGAGGGCGGCAAAGGCUGCAAUGGAUAUUGCAGUCACUGAUAUCAACGGGGAUCCCAGUAUUCUGCCAGGGACUAAGCUCAACUUGAUUCCGGUGGAUUCCAAUUGCAGUGGCUUUUUGGCUUCCAUUGGAGCAUUUCAGCUGAUUGGGAAGGAAGUGGUGACAAUAAUAGGUCCACAGUCUUCAGCAAUAGCUCAUAUGAUAUCUUUUAUUGCUAAUGAUCUUCAUGUGCCUCUUGUCUCAUUUGCUGCAAGUGAUCCAACUCUCUCUGCUUUCCAAUUCCCUUAUUUUGUUCGGAUGACACAGAGUGAUUCCUACCAAAUGACUGCCUUAGCUGAUAUAAUUUGUUCUUAUGGGUGGAAAGAGUCGAUUGCUAUAUAUGUGGAUGAUGAUUAUGGGCGAAAUGGAAUAGCUUAUUUAGGUGAUGAACUUGCCAGGAGGCAGUGUAAGAUCCACUUUAAGCUUCCAUUAUCUGUCAACUUUGAUCUCAGUGACUUAACACGGGUGCUAAACGGUUCCAAAAAUUUAGGCCCUCGUGUUUAUAUUGUGCACAUCUAUCCCGAUCCAAAACUAAGAUUCUUUAGUUUAGUCCAGAAGCUGAAUAUGAUGACUGAGGAUUUUGUGUGGCUUGUGACAGAUUGGCUUUCUUCUAGUUUAGAGUCAUUUUCUAUGCAAAACCAAUCUUCUCUAAGGAUUCUUGAUGGUGUAGUUGGGCUUCGUCCAUACAUUCCAAAAUCAACUAAACAAAGUGAUUUUGUGUCUCGCUGGAGAAAAAUGCAACAGAAAGAUUUAGUACAGGAGGAGUUGACUACAUAUGGAAUGUAUGCAUACGAUACUGUAUGGGCAGUUGCGCAUUCAAUUGAUAAGCUUCUUAGGGAGGGCAUAAACAUUAGCUUUUCCUUCAGCAAUGAUUUGCAUGCUAUGGGACAAAGUAGCUCACAGCUUAACAAUCUCAAAGUCUUUGAUGGGGGAGAAAGUCUUCUCGAAAUUUUGACAGACAUCAACUUCACAGGCAUAACUGGAAAAAUCAAUUUUGAUGGCGACAGGAACCUUAUUGGCAGUGGGUAUGAGGUUAUUAACAUUGCACAAGGGGAGAUUCACCAUGUUGGUUAUUGGUCAAACUUGUCUGCUCUCUCUGUUUCCCCUGUGAAGUCCCUAAAGCGAAAAACCCAGUCUUGUUCAGAUAGAAAAUUGGGGAAUAUUACCUGGCCUGGCGGGCAAACCUCAAGGCCACGUGGUUGGGUUCUUGCCAAUGCUGAAAGACCAUAUCAAAUUGCAGUUCCGAGGAGAACUGUUUUCACUGAAUUCGUGAGAGAAUUAAACGAUAGCCACAAAAUAGAGGGCUAUUGCAUUGACGUGUUCAAGGCAGCACGAAAUAAACUUCCUUAUGAUAUUCAUUUCACAUUUAAGGCUGUUGGUGAUGGUCAUUCUAAUCCACAUUACGAUGAUCUUGUUAAACUGGUUGCAGAUGAUGUUUAUGAUGCAGCAGUUGGAGACAUUGCUAUUGUGACCAACAGGACAAGGAUGGUUGAUUUUACUCAGCCUUACGUGUCUACUGGUCUUGUCAUUGUAGCCCCUGUUAACCGUUUCAAAUCAAGUGCUUGGGUAUUCCUAAAACCAUUUACACCUGCAAUGUGGGGUGUAACUGCAAUAUCUUUUCUGGUCAUUGCAGUUGUCAUUUGGAUACUAGAGCAUCGUGUCAAUGAUGAUUUUCGUGGUCCUCCCAAGAGACAACUUAUAACCAUGCUCCUGUUCAGCUUCUCAACUCUAUUCAAAACAAAUAAUGAAAAUACCGUAAGCACCCUUGGGCGUAUGGUAAUGGUGGUGUGGCUAUUUCUACUCCUGGUGAUCACAUCAAGCUACACUGCAAGUUUGACAUCAAUACUAACAGUCCAACAGCUAUCAUCAUCAACCAUCACUGGAAUGGAAAGUUUGGUUACGACCAAUUGGCCCAUUGGGUAUCAAGUUGGAUCUUUUGCUUAUUCCUAUUUGAUAAACAAUUACGACAUACACCCUUCAAGACUUGUUUCUCUACGAUCUCCGGAGGAUUAUGAGACUGCUUUGCGGAAAGGGCCAACAGCAAGAGGAGGGGUGGCUGCUGUUGUAGAUGAGCUCCCAUAUGUAGAGUUGUUUCUGGCCAAUCGGACUGAUUUUGGGACCAUCGGGCAGCAAUUUGCAAGAAAUGGAUGGGGCUUUGUUUUCCAGAAAGGCUCUCCAAUCGCUGUGGACUUGUCAACAGAAAUACUGAAACUUGCUGAGAAUGGGGAACUUUACAACAUCCACAAGAAAUGGUUUUGUGGUUCUGGUUGUCCAUCAGAGAGGGGAAUAAAAGCAGAGCCUUAUCAGCUCCAUCUAAGCAGCUUCUGGGGACUUUAUCUUUUAUGUGGUGCUGUGACUGUCAUUGCUCUCAUCAUCUUUUUGUUCCGAGCUGUUUUCCAGUAUAUGCGGUAUAAAAGGAAGCAAAUGGAUCCAUCUUCUCCCUCCAACACGCGCUGUUCUCAGGCAGUCUACAGCUUCUUUGACUUCAUUGAUGAAAAGGAAGAAGCCAUCAAGAAUUUUUUUACUCAGCAUGAGACUUCCCAAACUCAGGUCAAUAAUGAAGCUGGUAAAACUGCAGAGCCCUCCAAGGGACUGGACAAUCUUUCUUAACUAUGAAAUUUUGUUGCUCUACUUCCCACUUAAACAUGAUAUAAUCUAAUAAUAUAAUAUGUAUAUAUAGAAGUUUGUAUAUAUAACAGCAAGCUUGGGCAGUUCAUUAUAGUAAUAAACUUAGAAUUUCUUGUGUGUUUAAUAAA
This is a messenger RNA of Ipomoea nil (Japanese morning glory), 3271 nucleotides long. Its product is annotated as glutamate receptor 3.7-like. Gene Ontology annotation, molecular function: glutamate-gated receptor activity. The record is from RefSeq and is a predicted model, not a curated record. NCBI's taxonomy places the organism in Eukaryota, Viridiplantae, Streptophyta, Magnoliopsida, Solanales, Convolvulaceae. Bases 261 to 3125 code for a protein of 954 amino acids. Gene Ontology annotation, cellular component: plasma membrane. The transcript has 6 exons.